ACACAAAGUCAAGGAAAAGAUGCUGAACCUCAGAAAAUGGGUUCCUCACCACGGAUUCCAGAUCCUGGACAAGAAGUGAGUGUCAAGCAGUUGGAAAAAGGCCCAGGUGGAACAGACUGUUGCACUAUUGGGCAAAAACAGGGGAAUCUUGCUGGAGAAAAUCUGCCUCCAUCUGUACAAGCAAACGUCCAGGAUCUUGACAUGUCACAGCUUUACCGAGAUUUUGCACAAGACUUCAGCCAAAUGCCAGACUCUGGUAUACUGAGUAAAGCUACAGAGGAUACUAGAAAUCACUUCUCUCCGUCAGCCUGUCUGUCAGCCAUGAAACAAGCCAAGCAGAAAGCAAAGCAAGCCGACUUUCCCCGCAACUGUGAUGGUGUCAGGAGCAGGAGACCUGUUUCUGCCACUAAUCAAAACUGUUCCGUCAAUGAAGGCACCGCAAGUGACAGUGGGUUUCAAUCCUCUGUUGCAGAUGUCACUCAUAUGACUGCGUCUUCGCUUGUUCUUCCUUUCUCAGAGAACACUGGUCAAAGUCAGCAGUGGUCUGGCUUUAAAACUGAUAUCCAAAGGACUAUGGAUAUCCACAAGACUACUCCUUUUCCAUCUAGAGAUAAAGCAAAUGGAAAAGUACGUUCGGGUGUUGAAGCUGAAACCGAGCUGUCCAAUGCACAGAGGUCCCACCUCAAGGAAAGACAGAUACUGGACCCUGGAAUAGAGUCUGGCUUACACAUAGCGAGCAAUGCAACACAACCACCAAGCAGUGCAAAAGGAGCUGUCAAUAGCAUUAAUUGCAUUCCACUGAAUGGUCAGAUUCAUGGCAGUCUGCCAGAGGAAACAGCUGUUUCUCUUCCUUCGGUGAGUACAUCAGGAUUUAAAACUGCUUCGAAUAGGAGUAUACGAAUUUCCUUAGCCAACCUGGAGAAAGCCAAGCACCUCUUUGAAGAGAGUCAGAAUGAAAGGACUUUCAGUGGUCAGCUCAACAAAAGUGACCUUGCCACUAAGCAUAAAAUUAGCACAAGUAAUGGACCAGUAAGAAGUGCAACUUCUAACUCAAACCAGCAACUUUCUUUAAGUGAAACAUCUGUGGAUGUGAGUUGCCAGUUAACAGCUUCACAAAAAGCUGAUGUGACAGAACUGUGUACUCUCUUGGAAGAGGCAGAUAGCCAGUUUGAGUUCACACCGGUCAAAAUUCCUGAAGUACAGCAGCAUUGUCAAGAUGAUGCCAAAGACAAAGAACUUGACCCUGAUUUUCUUACGGGUAUAGACUUUGAUGACAGCUUCAGCUCGGAUGCUGAAAAGCACCUGGCAACUGUGAAACCAGACAAAAUGACCUCAGUUUCAGACGAUAAAACGAAUAGUAGAACAUCAAACAACACAAGUAAAUCCCCAGGCGCUUCUUUGUCCAGCGUGACAAGACAAAAAUCCUCUACUGGAGAUGUAUCUUUUAUUUCAGAACACAUUUCUGAAGGCAGUAGCUGUGUUAUGGCAACUAAACCAAAAAGUCUUCAGAGAGCUGAGCACACCGAAACAAGCAGGCUGGAGAACAAAAAUCCUUUGAUGCUCGGUGCAGCGUUUAAGACUGCAGGAGGAAAUGUUUUGAGCGUUUCGAAAACGUGUCUAAGCAAAGCUAGGGCUUUGUUUGCGGAUUUACAGGAGAACCUGACAGAUGAGAAAUCACUAGACAAGCAAAACAGUGAAACUGAUGAUAAAACCAAACAACAAUGCAGUGGGGAUUCUAAUACUGGCAAGGAAAGUUUGAAGUUCACCCUUAAAGAUAACUGUCAUGUUGGGGAGAGAAUUCAGGGCUGUUUUUCAAGCAUGGAAUCUGAUGUCUGUGCAGACAAACAGAUCACAAGCGCUACAAGUAAAGAUGCUGCCAGAAGUUUUAAAAACAGCAAACUGGACUCAACCAUGUGUCAAAGUGGCUUCCACAUGGCUAGUGGAAAAGGGAUCUCUAUUUCAGCAAAGUAUAUGCAGCAGGCAGAUGCUUUUUUCAAAGAUUGUGACGCAAUGGACCCUAAUGAUGGCAUGUCGGGAAAACACAAGAAAAGCCAAAAACCUGUGUCUGAAAGAGUUGACAAAAAGAAAAACCAUUCAAAAUAUACAAGCCCUCUUCAAGUGAACAUUUCUAAAAAACACAUCAGUGGAGACACGAACUGUGAAAAUGUAAACGCUGGACUGGGUUUGCAUCCCCCAAAGGGACCACAUGCCGAUGGUAUGAAAAUGAAAAGCACUGGUUUUAACGGCAGACCAGCUUUAAAAAAUGCAGUGUCUUUCCGUGGAAACCCAUUUUCGACUUCAAAGCCAUUUUCUCCCCCACUGUGCACGACAUCAAAGAAUAUUGAUUCCGCUGCCAUCGAUGAAUUGAGCAGUUGUGAUGGAUUCUGUACAGCAAGUGGGAAGAAAGUAUCUGUGUCAGCCGAUGCGUUGAAAAAGGCUGAGAGUCUUUUGAGAGAAACCUGUACACUCGAGGACACAAACAAACUGUCGAAUCAAAAAGAAAGCUGCCUGAGCACAGGACAGCUUACCACUCAAGCUAAGGUUUCACCGCUUACAAAUGGUGGAUUUCAGACAGCCAGUGGAAAGAGAGUUGCCAUUUCAUCUGCAGCCCUCAAGAAAGCAAAAUCCCUGUUCAGUGAAUGUGAUGAAGUGGAUGAUAUACUCAGUGUAAAACCAUCACAUUCCAAAUCUCCAGUUCAUGGUCCACCACCCAGGAGUGAUGGAUUUCUCACAGCUGGUGGUAAAAAGGUGGCACUUUCAUCAGAGGCCCAUCAGAAGGCAAAAUCUCUCCUCAGUGACAUCAGUGCAGAGAUCCAAGUUGUUUCACACACAACAAACUGUGACAAGAAACAAGAGAAGAUGCAUUGCGGUUUCACAGCUGCAGGGGGAGAAAAAGUCGAUGUUUCAUGGUCCACCACCCAGGAGUGA
Stegastes partitus (bicolor damselfish) is the source of this 2928-nucleotide messenger RNA. Its product is annotated as breast cancer type 2 susceptibility protein homolog. The record is from RefSeq and is a predicted model, not a curated record. Bases 37 to 2928 code for a protein of 963 amino acids. Lineage: Eukaryota; Metazoa; Chordata; Actinopteri; Pomacentridae. Gene Ontology annotation, cellular component: nucleus. The transcript is spliced from 3 exons. Gene Ontology annotation, biological process: regulation of DNA-templated transcription; double-strand break repair via homologous recombination.